AUGUCUACGUCGGUUUUGAAAAUUGGAGUAGCUAGCAUCAAAACGACCAUAACUGAAAAAGAGAGGGACAUCAACCGUCUUGUGAAGACAUUCUUGUCCAAUAAAAACAACACGAAGAAGAUCAUUGGUCUUGACACCGAACGGGUGCAAAAGGGAAGAAAGCAAAACAAAACCGCUUUGCUCCAGCUCUGCGAUGAAGACAAUUGCCUAAUAGUUUAUCUUCCCUCUGAUGAAGAUGAUGACGGUCUUCCUCUCUCUCUCUUCAACUUUUUAAAUCUACCUGAUUUCACCUUUGUGGGCAUUGGCAUAAACAACACUCUGAUGAAGCUGGAGAGCGAGUUUGGCUUGACUUGCAAGAAUGCUGUUGAUGUCGGAUCCGCCACGUGGAACCUGUCCAGUAACAGGAAGGCGGCUGAUUUGGAGUUUCUGAUCGGUAAUAUAAAUUCGACUGAGAAACCAACAAGCGCCGUCUUUGACGACUGGGACGACUUGCUUAACAAGAACCAGAUUAAGCUUGCUGCCUCGAAUGCUUACUUGGCUUUUGGCAUCGGCAACGUUCUCUUAGAUGGGUUCGGAUCUUAA
Molecule: messenger RNA, 582 nt
Organism: Thlaspi arvense
Lineage: Eukaryota; Viridiplantae; Streptophyta; Magnoliopsida; Brassicales; Brassicaceae
Source: the annotation of a GenBank genome assembly